ACGCAUCCAACAGUAGAACUACAUGUAAGCGUUUAAAAAUUAUUCCCGCAAAUCAAUCUCGCAAAUCACAGAGCAUCGUCGCCACGCAGUAUCCGCCAAAAGCCCAAAACCUCUUUCUAUAGUCCCACACUACACUCUCUUCUCUGUUACCUUCCUCUCUUCGCCAUUUGGCUUGUUCCAGAUCCUCUAUCGGCUGGCAUUCCUAGGGUUCCGGCGACGAUAUUCUUCUUCAAUGCUGUCUUACCACUCGCUUUCUGAGGCUCAGGCCGCUCUCGGCCGGAAUCUCACAUUCGCCGAGUCUCUUUGGUUCAAUUACUCCGCUACGAAGUCCGAUUACUUCCUUUAUUGUCACAACAUUCUUUUCCUCUUCCUCAUAUUCUCCGUCGUCCCCGUCCCUCUGAUCCUUUUGGAGGUAAAGCGCCUAGGCGGCCUGGACAAGUACAAGAUUCAACCCAAGGUUCGAUUGUCAUUCCAAGAAAUGUUCAAAUGCUACAAGGAAGUUAUGCGUUUGUUUUUCCUUGUCGUUGGACCUCUGCAACUCGUCUCGUAUCCUGCUACCAAGAUGAUUGGAAUCCGGUCAGGGUUGCCAUUGCCGUCAGGGUGGGAAAUUUUUGCACAGUUGGUGAUGUAUUUUUUGAUCGAGGAUUAUACCAAUUACUGGAUUCACAGGCUUCUGCACGGGAAGUGGGGGUACGAGAAGAUUCACCGAGUUCACCAUGAAUAUGCGGCUCCAAUAGGCUUCGCAGCAGCAUAUGCUCAUUGGGCGGAGAUAUUGAUCCUUGGAAUUCCUUCUUUCCUUGGGCCAGCAAUGAUUCCCGGGCACAUGAUUACACUUUGGUUGUGGAUAGCAUUACGGCAGAUUGAAGCGAUUGACACUCACAGCGGGUAUGACAUACCCUGGAGCCCCACAAAAUAUAUUCCCUUUUAUGCUGGCGCAGAGCAUCAUGAUUACCAUCAUUAUGUUGGAGGACAAAGCCAUAGCAACUUCGCUUCAGUUUUCACUUACUGUGAUUACAUCUAUGGGACUGACAAGGGUUAUAGGUACCAUAGGAAAAUGAUUCGGAAGGUAAAAGAAAAUUCAAUUUUUGCCUUGUCAAUUUUGUUGAAGGAGGAGACGAAAAAUGGAGUUGAGCAGAAUGGAGGGGCCUACAAGACGGAAGAUAAGAAAUGUGACUAACAGAGAGACAGCAGCCUUGGUGGUUUCAGUACCAUUGAUGGCCAUUUGGAACCUGUAAUUUGGUGUAAGAUGUAUGUCUGUUAGCGGGGUGUUGUGUAAUGAGAGUAGAACAAUGUUUUACAAUUUGUAAUAUGCUUUUAUCAAAAUGGGGAAUUUCUCUCAAGAGUUCAGACU
Molecule: messenger RNA, 1351 nt
Organism: Prosopis cineraria
Lineage: Eukaryota; Viridiplantae; Streptophyta; Magnoliopsida; Fabales; Fabaceae
Product: methylsterol monooxygenase 1-1-like
Exons: 5
Coding region: 233-1177 (314 amino acids)
Biological process (GO): sterol biosynthetic process
Molecular function (GO): iron ion binding; C-4 methylsterol oxidase activity
Source: RefSeq, a predicted model, not a curated record